Molecule: messenger RNA, 4239 nt
Organism: Nerophis ophidion (straightnose pipefish)
Lineage: Eukaryota; Metazoa; Chordata; Actinopteri; Syngnathiformes; Syngnathidae
Product: casein kinase II subunit alpha
Exons: 14
Coding region: 471-1655 (394 amino acids)
Biological process (GO): protein phosphorylation
Cellular component (GO): nucleus; cytosol; protein kinase CK2 complex
Molecular function (GO): ATP binding; protein serine/threonine kinase activity
Source: RefSeq, a predicted model, not a curated record
CGUCACAGUGGAGGUCCGCCAUAUUGUGUCUGAUACAGCACAAAUAUCGCAGUGGCGCUGAUUUGCCGGCAACGGACCGACAGUUGGCUCUACGGAUUUACAACGGAUCUUCGGGGGGAAACACUUCGGUGGUCACAUUGCUCACGGGGUAUUUUAGUGAGAUUAUAGUCAUACCUGAAAGUCGGAUGGCUGUGGUGAACGCCAGUGUCUCUGAGAGAAGCCGAGGAGCCAAGAUCACAGCUGCCUUUUUGAGCUGCAGGACGAGGUUGCGUAAUCCACGCAAAUCUCAGAGAGAACGCCGUGCCCCCUCCCUUGUCCUCAAGUAACCCCCUCCUAGACCCCUGCCCUGUCUCAAUCAAACAAGCCUCGACCCUCCCUCCUUCCCCUCCCUCUUACCCUCCCACCCUCCUUCCUAUCGCUACGUCUGCCGCUGCUGCGAAAACCCACCACUCACUGCCAAACUGUCGGACAUGUCGGGACCCGUGCCAAGCCGGGCCAGAGUGUACAACGAGGUCAACACUCACCGGCCGAGGGAGUACUGGGACUACGAGUCCCACGUCGUGGAGUGGGGAAACCAAGAUGACAUUCAGCUGGUGAGAAAGCUCGGCCGCGGCAAAUAUAGUGAAGUCUUUGAGGCCAUCAACAUCACCAAUAACGAGAAAGUGGUUGUCAAGAUACUGAAGCCUGUGAAGAAAAAGAAAAUAAAGCGCGAGAUCAAGAUACUGGAGAAUCUACGUGGAGGCCCCAAUAUUAUCUCCCUUAUUGACAUCGUGAAAGACCCCGUCUCUCGGACACCUGCCUUGGUCUUUGAACACGUCAACAACACCGACUUCAAACAAUUGUACCAAACGCUGACAGAUUACGACAUCCGAUUCUACAUGCACGAGAUUCUUAAGGCUUUGGACUGUUGCCACAGUAUGGGAAUAAUGCAUCGAGAUGUCAAGCCUCAUAAUGUAAUGAUUGAUCAUGAACACCGCAAGCUACGUCUUAUUGACUGGGGCCUGGCAGAAUUUUAUCACCCCGGACAGGAGUACAACGUCAGGGUUGCAUCACGUUACUUCAAAGGACCUGAGCUUUUGGUGGACUAUCAGAUGUAUGACUACAGUCUAGAUAUGUGGAGCUUGGGAUGUAUGUUGGCCAGCAUGAUCUUCAGGAAAGAACCUUUCUUCCAUGGCCACGACAACUAUGACCAGCUGGUGAGAAUAGCCAAGGUUUUAGGAACAGAAGACCUCUACGACUACAUCGAUAAGUACAACAUUGAGCUGGAACCUCGCUUCAAUGAUAUACUUGGAAGGCAUUCUCGUAAGCGGUGGGAGCGUUUUGUCCACAUUGAAAACCAGCAUCUGGUCAGCCCUGAAGCCCUGGAUUUCCUGGAUAAACUCUUGCGCUACGAUCACCAGGCCCGGCUGACUGCCCGCGAGGCCAUGGAUCACCCGUACUUCUUGCCCAUUUUGAAAGAGCAGUCUCGCAUUGGAGCUGGAGCUGCCAACCUGCCCAGUGGGAACCCGACUGUUAGCACGGCCAACAUGAUCACUGGGAUUUCUGCCUUGCCAGCUUCCACUGCCUUGGGUGCACUCACUGGCACGCCCGUGUUGUCCACCCCCACCAACACUCUCACCUCCUCUGUGGUCGCCACCCCGGGGGCCCCACAGUGACGUCCCUCAUCCAACAGCCGUAACUCCACCAGUUCAUGUGACUUCUCUAUGAGCGCUGACAUCCAUGCAAAGGAACACGUUUCUGUCGACCAACUCGUCGACCAUUAUGAAAAAGUGCCCGCUUACGUCGACAUCCAGACACAAUACCGUCAUUUCCAUGAAACGUGUUGACGAGCCUCUCAUUACAAAACGCGCUGACGUCGACAUAAACGUGUUCCGGUGUAGACGUUCAUCACUUGGACCAAAAAAAAAAAGAGCACAUCCUGUACAUUUGCUGAAGGGGAUGCUGGUCGUCAUGGUUACAGUAUUCGCAUAUGCUGCUUUUGAAUGAUUUCGAGACAUAACCAAAGUUACGAGAAAGAAGAGAAUGCUUUUAUUUUGGAGGAGUUAAAGGCGGACAAACACUGGGGGUAAUUUUUUCUUUUUUUUUUUUUAAAACAUGUAAAAAACUAAGGAGGCGAGAACACAAUACGAACUAGAUGAGGCAAUUCCAAGAGGAAUUGAGUGUGAAUGCUCCAAUUCUGACGUUUAACUAAAAUCCUGGAAUUUUUUUUUAGAAUUGUUGAAGUAAGAGCACAAAAUUCCCAAACAGGCUGAUCAUUUUGAAAUUGGAGCAGUUUGAAUCAGAUGAAAAAUGUGGGACUUGUGGAACUUUGAAGAAUGCCCCAUUGAUUUCAAUGGGAAAUCAAUGGGACAAUUUCCCAAAUUUCCCCAAAAAUGAGGGAAUUUCAGGAAAAGCGGGAUUUAAAAAAAAAAAACUGUAAAAAACUUGAAUAGUCAGAAUAAGUUGAAACGGUUGGUGUUGGAAUUUUUUAACUCGGUCGAGAAAUGUUGAAGUAGCAACAUUUUUAAUUGAGAAAUGGUAUUGAUGACUUCCUGGAGUUUCAGGAAAACCGGGAAUUUUUCCAGUUCGAAAAACAACUUUGUAUUAUGUCCUGAUUAGGAGGAAUGUUUUGAUGGUGGAACGGUUGAAGUGGGUUGAAAAAUGUGGAAGGAGUAGUUGCCAGAAAAAUGGUUUGGAAAAAAACGGGAAUUCUGGGGAUUCCUGGAAUUUGUUUUUACUCGUAAAAAUAAUAGUUUGAAUCUCCAGGAUGGUGAUCGAUGUUGAAGGUGGAAUGGUUUGAAUCAAUUGAAAAAUGUGGAAAUGGUGAAAGUUUGAAAAAUGGCCAAUUCCUUUUGAAUGGGAAAAAUGUCCCAGAAAACCUGGAAUUCUGGGAAAUCUAGGAAUUUUUCCAAAUUUUCAAGGAAAAGCCCCGCGAUUCCCGAAUAGGCGGAACAGCUUGAAGUUGGAACGGUUUGAAAUGGGUGAAAAAUGUAGAAGAAGAAGACGUUUAACUAGAUUAUGCAAUUCCUGAAGAAAUUGCAUAUGAAUGCUCCAAUGCUGACGUUGAACUGAAAUCCUCGAUUUUUUUUUUAUAAUUCUUGAAGUAAAGCACACAAUUCCCAAACAGGCAGAAUAUUUUGAAGUUGGAACAGUUUGAAUCAGGUGAAAAAGGUGGGAGUUGUGUAACUUUGAAGAAGGUCCCAUUGAUUUCAAUGGAAAUUUACCCAAAAUUUGGGAAUUUCGAAAAAAGCGAUAAUUUUUUUUUUUAAAUGGUAAAAAACUUGAAUGGUUUAAAUAAGUUGAAAUGGUUGGUGUUGGAAUUUUUCAAAUCGGUGGAGAAAUGUUGUAGUAACAUGCUGAGUUACAAAAUGGUAUUAAGGAACUUCGGGAAAACCGGGAAUUUUUCCACUUCGAAAAACAACUUUGUUUUUGGUCCUGAUUAAGAAAAAUGUUUUGACGGCGAAAUGGUUGAAGUGGGUUGAAAAAAUGUGGAAGGAGUAGUCGCCAGGAAAAAAAUGGUCAAAAAAUGGUUUGAAGAAAACGGGAAUUCUGGGAAUUCCUGGAAUUUUUUUGAAAUUGGAAAAAUAAUAGUUUGAAUAUCCAGGAUUAGUGGAAUAUAUUGAAGGUUUGAAUCGCUUGAAAAAUGUGGAAAUGGUCAAAGUGUGAAAAAUGGCCAAUUCCUUUUAAAUGGGAAAAAUGUCCUGGAAAACCUGGAAUUCUGGGAAAUCUGGAAAUUUUUGGAAUUUGUCAAGGGAAAGCCCGCGAUUCCCGAAUAGGCUGAACAGUUUGAAGUUGGAACGGUUUGAAUCGGGUGAAAAAUGUGGAAUGUAGAGCGCGCCAAAAUCUGGAGAAGAAAUUGAUAAACAAAUUAAUUUUGGUAUUAAAACCAUAUAUGUGAAUGUUUUGGAGCAUUCACACAGUAAUGUAUGCCAACAUUUUCCACCAGGGGGAGCUGCUCGAUUCUACUCCUAGGUUCGGGGACGUGUGCUAAAAAUAUUAACUUGAAUGUUUGGCUGGCAGGUGAUUAGUUUGUGUUUAGUUGGGUGAACUUGAACAUUUUAUUGCAUUGUUGACGUGCGAGAAAAAGCUGACGGAGUUCAUGAGAAGCACUUGAAAGACAUGUUUUACAUCUUUUCUAAACCUGUCAAAUGCAAAGAAAUCCUACAUGUUGAGUCUCGACACCAUGUAUAUAUUUUUAUGUCCUCAUGUAAGAGACGAGCGUUUGCCAAGAUUUGUGUAAAUAAAGCCUUUUAUUUAUCA